Molecule: messenger RNA, 884 nt
Organism: Onychomys torridus (southern grasshopper mouse)
Lineage: Eukaryota; Metazoa; Chordata; Mammalia; Rodentia; Cricetidae
Product: protein BEX2-like
Exons: 3
Coding region: 266-652 (128 amino acids)
Biological process (GO): signal transduction
Cellular component (GO): nucleus; cytoplasm
Molecular function (GO): signaling receptor binding
Source: RefSeq, a predicted model, not a curated record
GUCCGGCCGGCCGGGGGCGGGCCCAGGCGGAGACCCUCACGGAGUGGGAGCCUGCGCCCCGCCACGGCUUCCCACAGCCCCCAGUCCCCCUGCAUCUCGGGUGCCCAGGGGUGGUCGGCGGCCCGGGGGCGGCCGUGGUGGCGGGAAGAGCCGGGGCGGGGGCGCCCAAGGCAGUGCUGCAGGUCCCAGGAGCCCGCUUCUCAGCGCACCUGGUGGUGAGCAUCAUCGCCCUGAGGGGGAGAAGGCGAGGAUAGGCCCAGGAAUAAUGGAGUCCAAAGAUCAAGGAGUGAAAAAUCUCAACAUGGAAAAUGACCAUCAGGAAAAGGAGGAAAAGGAAGAAAAGCCACAAGAUGCUAACAAAAGGGAGCCGCCUGUGGCCCUGCCUUUGGAAACAGGCGAAUACAGUGUGCCUAGAGGAAGUCGCAGACGGUUCCGUGUCAGGCAGCCCAUUGUGCACUAUAGAUGGGACCUGAUGCAUAGGGUUGGAGAGCCCCAGGCAAGGAUGAGGCAGGAGAACAUGGAAAGGUUUGGGGAGGAUGUGAGACAGCUCAUGGAGAAGUUGAGGGAAAGGCAGCUGAGCCAUAGUCUGAGGGCAGUUAGCACUGACCCCCCUCACCAUGACCAUCAUGAUGAGUUUUGCCUUAUGCCCUGAACCCUGAAGUUUUCUCUGAAGAUAAUGUGGGGACCCCUGCUUCUAAAACUUACAUGUUUGUGAUGCACUGUUGUAAAAAUUUUGAUGUCACUUCUCUCUUCUCGUUGCCAGCUUAUUAUUGGAACUUGUGUUUUUGACUCGGUCUGUAAUUCUUUUGUUAGCAGAAUUUAUCAAUUGCAUGGAAAGAUGCUCAUUACCUAUUGUGAAGCUAAUAAAGCAGAUUAAAAAGGCA